Acanthopagrus latus (yellowfin seabream) is the source of this 4497-nucleotide messenger RNA. RefSeq names its product tubulin folding cofactor D (gene tbcd). Gene Ontology annotation, biological process: microtubule cytoskeleton organization; bicellular tight junction assembly; post-chaperonin tubulin folding pathway. The record is from RefSeq and is a predicted model, not a curated record. Lineage: Eukaryota; Metazoa; Chordata; Actinopteri; Spariformes; Sparidae. Bases 328 to 3903 code for a protein of 1191 amino acids. Gene Ontology annotation, cellular component: lateral plasma membrane. Gene Ontology annotation, molecular function: beta-tubulin binding; GTPase activator activity. The transcript is spliced from 39 exons.
ACCUCCUCGCUCGCCGUAGAAGGGCGGGUCGUUAGCACGGGAGCUAAACAAACUUGUGCGGGAGCAUCACAACAGUGACAGUUAGCCUCCGUUUCGUUUAACUGCAAUUAAUUUAAUCUCGUGAACUAUUAUUUUGUAUACUUUCAAGAGUAAAUCCAUGUUGUCGUAUUUGAAUAUACCCUCAAGCUAACUUUCACCCACAGCCGCUCCCUUUUCGUGGCAUAAAUGCUAAUUUUUAGCUAGCUAAGUGGUUCAUAAUUUCUAACAACGCACGCUAACGUUAGCCUCGGUAGCAGAGACACUCCUUGCGGGUAAAAGUGUGUCAGAAUGACUUUAAUGGAGACAGAGAGUGGGUGCUCCGGUGUUGAGGGAGACGAGCUGGACGCUGUCGUGUCAGCUUGUGUGUUGGGGGGCUUCAGUGAGGCAUCCGAGGCCCGAGCGCUCCUCUCCAGCCUGCCGGAGGUCCACGGAGACAUGAUGGCGAACGAGUCCACCACAGAGAGGUUCCUGGUGAUAAUGAACAGAUACCAAGAGCAGCCUCACCUGCUGGACCCACACUUAGAGUGGAUGUUGAACAUUAUUCUGGACAUUGUAAGGAGUGAGAAGUCUCCACCUUCACUGGUUCAUUUGAGCUUCAAGUUCCUCUACAUCAUGUGUAAGGUCAGAGGUUAUAAAAUCUUCAUGCAGCUUUUCCCCCAUGAGGUGGCAGAUGUCCAGCCAGUUCUGGACCUGCUGGUGAGGCAGGAUCCCAAAGACUCCGAGACGUGGGAAACUCGCUACAUGCUGUUGUUGUGGCUGUCCAUGACCUGCCUCAUACCCUUCGACCUUCACCGUCUGGAUGGAUAUUUGGAGUCAGACAGCGGCCAGGCCAGAGAGCCCAUCAUGGACCGCAUUCUAGCCAUUGCAAAGUCUUACCUUCUCGUCAGUGAUUGUUCCAGGGAUGCUGCAUCUGUACUCAUAUCAAAGUUCAUGACACGCCCCGACGUGAAGCAGAAGCGCCUCGGAGACUUCCUGGACUGGAACCUCACCACCAUAUCUCAGACCAAUGACCAGUCAAUGAGAGACAUUAUGGUGCUGGACGGUGCUCUGCAGUCUCUGGCGAAGCUUUACAAACACGGAAAACGAGAUGACCUCCUGCAGUAUGCUCCUACAAUUCUGCAGUGUCUGGAGCAGAAACAGUUGUCAGAGAGCAGCCAGGCCAUGCUGAGGAAACUCUGUGUCAAACUCAUCCAGAGGCUUGGCCUCACCUUCCUGAAGCCACGUCUGGCUGCUUGGAGGUAUCAGAGAGGCUGCCGCUCCCUGGCAGCGAACCUCUCCAUGCCACAGUCUGCUAUAGUCGCUGCUGCUGCGACUCCUGAGGUGCAGGUACAAAAACAGGAGGAGGACUACGACAUUCCCGAGGAGGUGGAGACUGUUAUCGAGCAACUGCUGGUGGGACUGAAAGAUAAAGAAACGAUUGUGCGCUGGUCUGCAGCAAAAGGCAUUGGGAGAGUGACUGGGAGGCUUCCCAAGGAGCUGGCAGAUGAGGUGGUCGGAUCAGUGCUGGAUUGCUUCAGCUUCCAGGAAACAGACAAUGCUUGGCAUGGUGGCUGCCUCGCUCUGGCUGAACUUGGCAGGAGAGGCCUGCUGCUGCCUUCCAGAUUAACGGAUGUUGUGCCCCUCAUCAUUAAAUCCCUGACCUACGAGGAGAAGAGGGGAGCCUGCAGCGUUGGUUCCAACGUUCGUGACGCUGCCUGCUACGUGUGCUGGUCUUUUGCACGAGCUUAUGAACCCAAAGAGCUCAAGCCUUUUGUCACUGACAUUGCCAGCGCUCUGCUGAUCACAACCGUGUUCGACAGAGAUGUCAACUGUCGCAGAGCCUCCUCUGCUGCCUUCCAGGAGAAUGUCGGCAGACAGGGGACAUUUCCUCAUGGUAUUGACAUCUUAACUGCAGCAGACUACUUUGCUGUUGGGAAUCUCACCAACUGCUACCUGAAUAUCAGUGUCUACAUCGCUGGUUUCCCAGAGUACACCAAGGCCAUGAUCGAUCACCUGGUAGCCAUGAAGAUAAACCACUGGGACGGCGCGGUCCGAGAGCUCACCACUAAAGCGCUCCACAACCUGACACCUCAAGCACCUGAUUAUAUGGCGGCAACAGUUCUGCCAAAGAUGUUGCUCAUGGCGGUGGGUCCCGACCUCCACAGCCGUCAUGGUGCCAUUCUGGCAUGUGCAGAAAUCACACACGCUCUGCACAAACUGGGCCUGCAGACCAACAGGACUGUGGUGGAAAUCAUUUCUUCAGAGUCUGUGGAUGCAUUAAAAAACAUCCACCAGACGAUUCAUGACAGAAAACAGUACAGGGGUUUUGGUGGAGAGCUGAUGAGACCUGCAAUGUGCAGCCUUAUUGAGAAGCUGUCCCUGUCCAAAAUGCCUUUUAAGGGCGACCCUCUGAUCACUGGCUGGCAGGAUCUUAUUGAUGACACCAUAAAGACUCUUCAUCUCUUCUCCAGUGGUUUGAAGGAUAGCAUCAUAGCUGCAGUGGUGUCAGCCUUGUCCGCCCUGUGUGAGGAGUACUACCAGGCCGACUCAGACACGCAGGAGGCCCUGGUGUCUCAGUACAUCGACGGUCUGAAGAGUCCUCAGAUGCUGACGCGUUGUGGAUCCGCCCUCGCCCUCGGCUCUCUGCAUGCGUUCAUGAUUCACGGCAAAGUGAUGCAGAUCCUUGAAGGCCUCCAGCAGAUGUGCGCCCUGAGUCAGAAGGACGGGACUUUCACAGAAGCGAGAAGAGACGCAGUCAGAGCUGUUGCUCAAGUGUGUGUGAAGGCGGGUGUUUGCGCUCAGGGCUCCCCAGACUCCAGUCUGUGCUCGGAGAACGUAGCGGAGGUGUACGGCGUUCUGCUCGACAGCAUGAAUGACUACACGACGGACAGCAGAGGGGACGUUGGCGCCUGGGUGCGAGAGGCGGCGAUGUCCAGUCUGAUGGAGGUGACUCUGCAGGUGGCCGGCGGUGCUCCAGAGAUCCUUUCAGCAGACCUGGUGAAGUGUACGAUGUGCUGCUUGGCCCAGCAGGCAGCGGAGAAGAUCGACCGCUCCAGAGCUCACGCUGGCAGCAUCUUCCUGCGUCUGCUCCACAGCACCGAGCCUGCAGUACCUCACAUCCCCCACAGAGAGGAGCUGUUGAACAUCUUCCCUCCGGAGACCACAACCAGUCUGAACUGGAACGCCCCAUCUCAAGCUUUCCGGUACAUCACGAAGCUGCUGGGACUGCCUGAGUAUCAGCGCCACACCCUGCUGGGCAUCACCGUGUCUGUGGGUGGGAUCACACAGUCCACGGUUGAGUUUUCGUCCCAGUGGUUGUUUGACUACCUGAGGGGGAUCCAGGGCGACGGCGCUGCUAUGACACAGUUUGGAGACACGCUGCUGAUCAUCUUCAGAGACAACCUCCGCAACGACAGGGUGUCUAUCCCUUUCCUUAAGAUGCUCAAUCAGAUGCUCGCGAAUGGCUGCUUUGAAAUCUUCACCACACAAGAGGAUCAUCCGUUCUGUGUGGAGCUUUUGAAUCUCUGCAAAGAGUUCAAGAAGACCAAAUGUAUUUCUAAGCUGCGUGCCUGCACGGCUGUGUUCUGCGGGCUGGUCCAGUUUCAGGGGGAGGUGAGGAAGAAAGUUUUGUCCCAGCUGCUGAUGCUGCUCUGCCACCACUUCCCUGUGGUGAGGAAGACGACGGCCAGCCAGAUGUACGAGAUGAUUCUGACCUACGAUGACGUCGCAGACGCAGAAGUGUUGGAUGAUGUCAUGACCGUGCUGAGUGAUACUAACUGGGAGAGCGACCUCGCCGCCGUGCGGACUCACAGGAACCAGCUUUGUGAUUGGAUGGGAGUCGCCAGGCCGAAGGUCAUUGACAAGAAGCCUGGCUCGGCUUCCUGAUGAAAACCAGCUGUGCACAUCAGACUGUAAGAAGUAAGACUGGACUCUACUGAAACUGCUCUGUGUGUCUCCCAAAACACAACACACUGAAAGAAUCACAAUCUGACAGUUUUACGUGAUAAUAAAUGGAUAAAAAUAGGUUAUUUCCACUGUUCUGUUAUUAUUACUACAAUGUUAAACCCAAAACAACAAAGAUUUCCUUUCAGUUUCCUGACACAGACGUCACACAGCAGCACAACAAUGGCAACACCAGUGGAGAAGGGGUUAGGAUGUAAUUGUAGACUACAGUGUUUGUAUUUGGCUCAUGAAUGAAUGUUGGGAUGUUUUUCAGUGACAAAAGUACCGUAAAAUAAAAGGAGGUGAAGUUAUUUGUUAACUUUUGGUGUUGUGAUGUUAAAAAAUCUGAAGUCUUAUCAUCUCAGUUUCAGCCCUUUAAAAGAAAUCUUCAAAUCUCUCAUCAAAUCCUCUAGAAGUUAACUAACAAGUUAAAAAUAGUUUCCCUUAAUGUUACUUUUAAGUGCACGUACACCAACAUCUGGCUCAUGGCUCAUUUUAAACCCUGCUGCACUUUUUGCAAGAUUACGCUCAGAUUAG